UGAUAUGACAUGAAGUGUCUCUCCUCCUGUCUUGGACCUGGCAAGUCGUACAGGAUAAACGGCAAGAAGUUUACCGAAGUAAAAACUAUCGGGGAAGGCGGUUACGCGUUUGUCGUAGAAGUAAGAGACCGCUCCAACCAACGCUAUGCAUUGAAAUGUGUGAGGUUGCAGUGCAGGGAACAGGAAGAAGCGAUCGAACGCGAGGUGUCCGCGUACAAGAAGGUCACCAGCAGUCACGUUAUGGAGCUAUUGGAUCACUGCUAUGUGAUCAAGGCCGGACAAGACAAGAUGGCUUACCUCCUCUUUCCUCUUAUGAAGAAAGGAAGUGUUCAAGACAUUCUAACGAGGAACUUCACAACUAAGGGACACGUGACAGAGAAACAGAUCCUGGAUUGGACAGUGCAGCUGUGUAAAGCUGCUGCUUCCUUCCACAACAGGGGACUUGCUCACAGGGACAUCAAGCCAGGAAACAUGAUGCUGACAGACAGUGACCUGGUGUUGUUAGCUGAUUUGGGCAGUGUAUCUGAGGCUCAGGUCACUAUCUCCAGCAGAAAGGAGGCGGUUGCUCUCCAGGAACUUGCUGCUGUUAACUCCACCUCCUCCUACCGGGCUCCUGAACUCUUUGAGGUGCCCUCGGAUUGCACUAUUACAGAGGCUGUGGAUAUUUGGAGUGUCGGUUGUACAAUGUUCGCUGUCGCUUUUGGCGAGAGUCCAUUUGACGGCAGCGCCACUGCAGCAGUGAGUGGCAGAAUACGAGUACCAAAAGAACAUAUCUACUCGAACAAAUUCAUAGAGUUAAUAAAGUCCUGUUUGGUCGUGGAGCCUUCUGAAAGACCAUCUACUGAUCAACUGAUCGAGAAUAUCACCAAUAUAUUCUCUAACAGAUAAUAAUGUACAAAUGUUGCUUCUU
This is a messenger RNA of Bolinopsis microptera, 910 nucleotides long. RefSeq names its product probable serine/threonine-protein kinase DDB_G0291350. The record is from RefSeq and is a predicted model, not a curated record. Gene Ontology annotation, cellular component: Golgi apparatus; cytoplasm. The coding region runs from base 10 to 888 and encodes 292 amino acids. Gene Ontology annotation, molecular function: protein serine/threonine kinase activity; ATP binding. Lineage: Eukaryota; Metazoa; Ctenophora; Tentaculata; Lobata; Bolinopsidae. Gene Ontology annotation, biological process: protein phosphorylation. The transcript has 8 exons.